Scylla paramamosain (green mud crab) is the source of this 5875-nucleotide messenger RNA. RefSeq names its product low-density lipoprotein receptor-related protein 2-like. Lineage: Eukaryota; Metazoa; Arthropoda; Malacostraca; Decapoda; Portunidae. Gene Ontology annotation, biological process: receptor-mediated endocytosis. The transcript has 37 exons. The record is from RefSeq and is a predicted model, not a curated record. Gene Ontology annotation, molecular function: hormone binding; calcium ion binding; protein binding. Gene Ontology annotation, cellular component: plasma membrane; signaling receptor complex; apical plasma membrane. Bases 59 to 5686 code for a protein of 1875 amino acids.
AGAGCUCAGAGGUCUGGUGCCCACGCAGUGUCUGUCUGGAGCACGGUGCGUCGUCACCAUGACUUCCUGCGACCUCCUUCAGCGCCUACUUCUGCAGGCGGUUGUGCUGACCGUCGUAGUUUGUAUGGGCCGUGAUUAUCAUGACAGCAAUGAUAUUACAGAUGCUUUGAAACAUCUGGAACAGCAUCGCAACAAGUCCACUGACGCUGACGCAAUGAAUCGCCGGGAAGUGAGGGGACAGGAGGACGUCAGUGUGACGACGACUACCACCAACAUAUACAGCACCGCCCGAGGCUCCUUUACUUACAGAGGUGUAUGCAGUUCGAUAUUCUUGUUUCUCUGUGACAGCGGUGAAUGUAUAACGAAGAAUUUCGUGUGUGACGAAAGCAAUGAUUGUUCCGAUGGAUCUGAUGAGAAAAACUGCCAGAAAACUACAGGAGGAAAAUGCAGUUCAUACCAAUUCAUGUGUAAGAACAGGAGGUGCAUUCCUCGUAAGUGGCGGUGCGACGGAGAGGACGACUGCAAAGAUAAUUCCGAUGAGGUUGACUGUGAUAAGUGUCUCGGCGACAAGUUCCGUUGCAAGAGUGGGAGGUGUAUAGCCAAUGACACUUUGUGUGAUGGUGAUGUGAACUGCGAGGACGGGGACGACGAGGCGGACUGUGAAAAGGCACACUGCCUUUCUAUACCAGGCCACUACCAGUGUCAAUCAGGGGAGUGCGUGCCACCCGGGAAGGUGUGUGACAAUGUAAUGGAUUGCUUGGAUAAAUCAGAUGAAGGAAAGGCCUGCGCUACGACCUGUGAAGCCAGUAACUGCACGCAGGAAUGCUUCCGAACACCGAAAGGUCCUCACUGUUCCUGCAGACAAGGGUAUUACAUGGAACGUGAUCAAGUGACCUGCUCUGAUGUAGACGAGUGUGCUUGGAGUGAAAAACUGGUGUGCGACCAUUACUGUAAGAACACCAAGGGAGGGUUUCAGUGCUCCUGUCACGACAAGUAUAUCCUGCAGACUGACAACGUUACCUGCAAGCACCAGCAGUCCGGAAGUGCAUUCCUCCUAAUAGCACAGGACAAUGGAAUCAGGCAGCUGUUCCUGGACGACUCCCGCAAUGUUCAAAUAGUCCACUCAGAGAAUGCUUCGACCAUAGGAUUGGGUUACGAUCCUAUUACUCGCACGAUGUUUUGGAGCGCCUUUGGUGUUGUGUUGAAGGCGGAAGUGGUCCCCAAUGCAGUUUCUCACAGUGUGUUACGUGAUGGCAUCAUUGUGGCAGAGGGUUUGGCCGUGGACUGGACUGGUAGGAACCUGUACCUCACAGAUCCCAAAAUUAAGCACAUCAUUGUAUGUAAAAUGGAUGGCUCCUCAUGCUACCAGCUACUGCGUGACCUCGGCCAUCCGAGAGCCAUUCAGCUAGAUAUGCUUAAUAGAUACAUGUACUGGUCUGACGUGAAGGACGGCACGAUCCGCAAGGCUGGAAUGGACGGUACUAACCAUGACGUGGUGGUGAUGAAUGGAGUGGUGUGGCCCAACGCCAUGGCACUCGACCUACCCGCUGGCCGCCUCUACUGGCUGGAUGCCAACACUGACCAGGCCUUCAGCGUCAAGUUGGACGGUACAGAGCAGAAGUCACUCCAACAUGCUGUGAUUCACCAUCCUUUCGCCAUGGUGCUGUGGGAGGACCGCCUGUAUUGGACCGACUGGAGCGAAAAAGUAAUCUCCUCCUGCGUCAAGAGGGACGGCAGGCAUGGGAAGACGGUGCUGAAAGGCUUCACCAUGUACUUUGGCCUCGUCCUUUUCCACCCAGCCAUGAUGGAAGACAUAUCCAACCCAUGCCAAUAUUCAAACUGCAGCCAUAUGUGUCUCUUGUCUCCUCACCCUCCUGGGUAUGCCUGUGCCUGUCCCAGUGGCAUCAUGGAGCUCAGCUUGGACCGUCAUACAUGUGUUGAUACACCGGCUAGAGUUUACUUGAUAGUCAGCAGCCUCAAGAAACUGUACCUGUUGUCACCACACAAGUUUGGCCGUGCUGACCAGCAUGUCUUGGAGCCACAUCCAGAUAUCAAAGACAUAGGGGACGUGGAGUAUUCCCCAGAGCAAGACAUGGUGCUUGUGAGUGACCAAUGGUACAGCAAGGUGUAUGCCAUCUACAUGGAGACUGCCAGAGUCAUAACCUUAAUGCAGAACACUGUGGUACGGAGAAUGGCCCUUGAUUGGCUGAGGAACAACCUCUACUGGCUUUCUGCCAACCAUGAAGUGCUGGUGGGAAAAAUAAAAGAGGAUGAAGUUACCUUCCACAGUGUUGUCAUAGCUAAUCUGCAAAGUCCUCUAGACAUUGCUGUGGCCCCACUGCUUGGGUAUUUGUUUGUGAGUGGUGCAAGCAGCCGUCUUAAAACUGCUUACAUCAAGCAGUGUGGCUUGGAUGGCAGUCAGUGUACAACAUUGGUCAGUGAAGGCAUUGAAAAGCCAAUUUCUCUUACCAUGGACCACUGGCACAACUACCUCUACUGGUGUGACUAUAUGCUCAUGACCAUGGAAAGGAUAAAAAUGGAUGGCACAAAUCGGGUUGCAAUAAUUGAUUCAAAUUCGCGUGUUGUGGGUCGGAAGUCUGUGAAAUCUCUUAUGGUAACUGAUGACAGGAUUUACUUUACAUUAGAAGGAAAACUUGCAGUGUAUGCAAUUUCCAAUGAUACCUCGAAUCCAGAUCUACAGAUGGUAAAACUGGAUAUUGAUCCUCAGGAGGGUGAGAUACUGAGACUAAAUAGAUUGAAGUGGAAGCCUCCCAGUUAUCAAGGAAGCCAGAAACCUUGCUUCAAUAAUGGUGGCUGUUCUGACAUAUGUGUUGGGAAUGCCAGUCAAGAUGAGGUAUGCUUGUGUGGCCUUUCAUCUCAACUGGAAGAAAAUGGGAAGACUUGCAAGAAAAGAAAAUGUGGGGAUCAUAUGUAUGAAUGUGCAGACUCUUCCGAGUGCAUCUCUCUUGCUUGGAAAUGUGAUGGUGCCACGGAUUGCAUUGAUGGGAGUGAUGAGGUUGAUUGUCCUUUUAAAUGUCCUCCAGAUUACUAUCAGUGUAACACAACUGAUCACUGUGUGCACAAAGACAAAGUCUGUGAUGGCCAUGAAGACUGUAAUGAUGGAUCAGAUGAGAAAGACUCUUGUCAUAAGGCUCCUCCUGACACAUGUCCAGGCCAUGUUUGUGAUAGAACAAAGUGUAUUCUUAAACUUAUGGUGUGUGAUGGUGAUUAUGAUUGCCAGGAUGGUUCAGAUGAAGUAAACUGUACCUAUACAUGCACAACACAUGACUUUAAGUGCAAAUCAGGUAGUUGCAUUACAAAAUCAUGGUUGUGUGAUGGUGACAAGGACUGUUUUGAUGGAUCAGAUGAAGAGAACUGCACCACUAAUGCCUGCCCAAUUGAUCACCAUUCCUGUGAUAAUAAGUGUAUUUCCAUCAAUGAAACUUGUGAUGGAAAACAAGAUUGUAAGGAUGGAAGUGAUGAAUUACAAGAGAUGUGCGAGGCAUCCAAAGUCCCUACUUGUCCAGCAGACAAGUUUCUCUGUAUGUUACACAGUGGGAAUACAGACAUGAUGUGUAUUGACAUGAAGCUUGUCUGUGAUGGUAAAAUGGACUGCCCACUGGGAGAUGAUGAACAUACCUGCCCAAACUGCUAUGAGAGCGAAUUCCACUGCCCCAAUACAAACUCCUGCAUUUCAUUAAGAUGGAUUUGUGAUGGAGAAGCAGACUGUAUUGAUGGAGCAGAUGAAGGGAUGGCUGCCAAUUGUACAAAUAUUAUCACCACUACUUUAACUCCCAGCUCAGCAGAGAGUGGAGGAUCUUGUGGAGAGGAUUUCACAUGUGAGGAUGGAACAUGUUUGCCUAUCAUCAAGGUCUGUGAUGAAUACAAAGAUUGUCCUGAUGGGUCUGAUGAACAGCAGUCUUGUGAGAGCAUCUGUCGUGCGAAAAGAUGCGAGCAAAACUGUAUGGCUACCCCACGUAAAGCUUUUUGCACCUGUUCAGAGGGCUACCAUCUUGCAUCAGAUGGCCGCACCUGUCUGGAUGACCUAGAAUGCAAGGAUGAGAGUCGGUGUUCACAGAUGUGUGAAGAGCGCCCUGGUGGCUACAUCUGCACGUGUCUCCCAGGAUACCAGCGUGCUUCAUAUAGUACUUGUAAGCGUAUAGAUGGGGAGGAUUGGCUGGUGGUGAGGUGGGAAGAGGGAAUCUUUAAUAUCACCCAUUUAUACCACCAUGAUAGCUUGUCAGUUGUGCCAGAGCUUGCUGAUGCAGCAUCCUUUACUGUGGAUCCAGUCACAGGCAACCUCCUUUUCUCAGACGGGGAGAGAAAUGUUGUAGCUAUGAUAGCUGAAUCUCCUGAGGGUAAGAUGGAAGAGACCAUCCUCUGGAAGAAGAAUAAUCCUGGCCCGAUGUGUUUUGACCCAUGGCGAAGAAAUUUGUAUGUGGUGGAAACGUUCAAGAGAAACUCUGAAAUGCUGGAUAAAAGAAGUAUCGAAGGCAGUUGGAGUGAGAAAAAUAGUGAAGAUAUAGGCCUAUGGUCGACCGUCAUGGCAUGUAAUCUGGAUGAUAAGAAUUGUGGGGUCAUCUAUGGAAGCAACAACUCUGUGGUACAUUCAGUGGCGGUGGCAUUGACAGAAGGACGACUUCUCUUCUGUACCAAAUUCUGGGGUUUGGAACAAGGACUGAUCAUGACGUCAUUUCUGGAUGGUACAGGAAUGCGUGAGAUUGGAAGGAAGGUGGUCUGGUGUGGUAGUGUAGCGGUGGAUGAAGCCAAGCGACGAGUGUACUGGACUGAUUUGGUGCUGAACACGGUGGAAUCUGUAACUUGGGAGGGUGAGAGCCACCACCAUGUUAACGGAUACCAAAAUCAAAUGUGGCGUUCUGUUGGCUUGGUUGUGGUUGGACGUAACAUUGUGUGGGCCAAUGCAGAGAAUCAAAUGCUGAUUCUCUGCCCAAAAGUAUCCUUUAGAGGUGACUGUUCCAGAAUUCUUCUUCCUGUAGUUCCUCGUGAACUGUUUGCUGCUCCAAUGUCUCUUGGUCCAGAGAAAGACCAGUGUAAGAAUGUGAACUGCUCUCAGAUGUGUGCCUCAGGUGGGAGCUGCAAUAUCUGUCAAGUGAACUACCAGAGGUCUAGUUCAGAUCCAAGAAAAUGCACAAAGUUGAAUACUUGUGACAACAAUGACUGUGAGGGAGGAAGCAAAUGUGAGGCUCACACAAGUGACAAAUAUAUAUGCAGGUGCCCUGAAGGAAGGUAUGGUCUAAGGUGUGAGUUCACUUCCUCCAGCACCCAAAGCUCUGCAUCAGUAAGUGCUGCUGUGGUGGUGGUUGUUGUGCUGCUGAUAUUGUUAAUUUUGGUGCUGGUAUACAUCUACUGGUGGAAGCAACGCCCAUUCACCAUCUGGAAGAGAAGAAGCCAUGGUGCUGCUGCUCAAGGCUACCACUUUGUGAAUCCGGCUUUUGGUGUGAUGCAUGACCAGCCAAUCUUGGAGGAUGAGGAAUCUUCCAGGAAUAGCAUGCUAACACAAGUACAUGUGCCACCAUCUAGUGCACCUCCCAGUACUCCAAUGCUACAGAAGCAAGAGGAGCAACAACAUGGUAUAAAUAACCAUAAGAAUAGAAAGGAAAUUCAGACACAAGAAGAGACGGCUUUGGCCAGCACCACAGACUCCCUCUUGCCUCAAGGUAGCUAAGGCAACCACACUACACCUUCUGCUCGGAUUGACAUGGAAGGUGAGACGGACUUUCAAGUGUGAAGCCAUUAUCCCUUGCUCCAAUUCAUCAGUACCUUCCAUCUCUGUUGGGUCUGCAUUCUUUCCAGUUUUCAUCAUCGUUGUGCAUUUUGUUCAGUUGAAAUUGUCCUUUAUAUAUAUAUAUAUAUA